CUUUCGCGCGGAGAUACUCUGAUCGCGUCAGGUCAUCCAUCGUCUCCAUCGCCGUUUCUUCCUCUCGCAGAAAGGCUUGUUCAUCGUCAUAUUCACCCGGGCGACCAAUGCGAUCGAGCAUAAUGCGCCCGCGACGGGUAUAUUUGAAGAAAAAGAAGAUCGCAAGCACCACAAAUGCAAUCGCUGCCGAUCCAAAGGCGGGAGAGGAAUGGCGGUAUCAGCACAUAUCGUACGGGCACCCCAUCCCUACUCAGGAUAAGCCUCCUUCCCUCCUCCUUUUCUUCCCCUCUCCCUCGUGGCUCCUUGCGUGGCUGGGGCCUUUUGAACCAGAACCAAAGCGUGACCCCCCUCCUCUCGUGACUUGUCACUUGUCACUUUUCUCCAACACUUCUCCUUCGGCGAUCAGACGAUGCGUGCAAAGGCUCGCGGCACUCCCCGCGACGCCUCCUUGGCAAAGCAGGCCGAUGUCAUCAUCAACGCCGUCGACUCCAUUCAAAUCCGCCUUGCCAUAACUGGAACCUCUCACGAUAAAUAUCCUGCUAAACAACAUGCGCGCAACGUUGCCCGCAAGCUUGGGGUGUCGCAUGGCCUGAUUUUCAUCGCUGGUCAGCCCACGGUCAAUUGGCGCGAUUCCGACCAAUCGCGCCCGUUUCGUCAACGUCGUUACUUCUACUAUCUCAGUGGUGUCGACGAGCCCGACUGUGCUCUGACAUAUGAUAUUAGCUUGGAUAUUUUGACACUCUAUGUACCGGACUUUGAUCUCCAUCGGGCGAUCUGGAUGGGUCCGACUUUGUCGCGUGAGGAUGCUCAGGAUCGAUACGAUGUUGAUCGAGUGUUGUAUAAGUCGUCGCUCCAGCCGGAGCUGGUAACUUGGUUGAGUGAACGAGUGCAAAGUAGCUUGUUGUAUAUGGUCCAUGACUCGGAGACCCCCAAGGGAUUGCCGGCAGAGCUGCCACUGGAUGCCAAGCAGCUGAUGCCUGCCAUGGAUGCAGCGCGGGGUGUCAAAGAUGAGUAUGAGAUUCGCUUGAUUCGCCAGGCCAAUAAAGUGUCGGGUCUGGCUCACCGAAAAAUCCUCGAGAACAUCCAGAAGAUGACCAACGAGUCCCAAAUUGAAGGAUCGUUCCUGGAUACCUGCAUCUCCCACGGUGCGCCGAAUCAAGCGUACCAGAUUAUCGCCGCUUCGGGACCCAACGCGGCAGUUCUCCAUUACGAUCGAAACAACGAGUCUCUCAAGGACAAGCCUCUCGUAUGUCUCGAUGCCGGUGCGGAAUGGCAGUGCUAUGCUAGCGAUGUGACUCGAACCUUUCCCCUUUCGGGCGAAUGGCCCAGCAUAUACGCCCGCGACAUCUACCGCGUCGUCGAACGCAUGCAAGAGGAAUGUAUCAAGCGCAUCCGCCGAGGAACGCGCUUCCUGUCUCUGCACGACCUGGCCCACGAAAUCUCCAUCAUCGAACUCCUACACCUCGGUGUCUUCAAAGGUGGUAGUCUCUCCGAAAUCCGGGCCUCAGGCGCAUCCAAGGUUUUCUUCCCACACGGUCUAGGCCACCACGUCGGUCUGGAGGUUCACGAUGUAUCCGAGUCUUCCAUCAUGGCUCUGCAUCCCGACUUCGAUCACGAUCAAUAUGGCUCGGUUCUGAACCCGGCCGGCAGUCUUGCACCUUGCACGCUAUCUGCCCCAUUGUUGGAAGAGGGCAUGGUGGUCACCGUGGAACCGGGCAUCUAUUUCUCGCCGCUUGCUCUCGCAAAUGCGCGGAAACAACCUUUUGCAAAGUACAUCGACUUUGACGUUGCUGAAAAGUAUGUGCAUAUCGGUGGUGUUCGCAUUGAGGAUGAUAUUCUCGUUACUGCUACGGGCUAUGAGAACCUCACUACGGCUCCGAAGGGAGAGGAGGCGCUUGCCAUUAUCCGGGAGUCUACAUCUCAAUGUUGAUGCUAUAGUGAUAUCAAUCUAGUGUAAUGUAAAUAGAGCGCCUCGCGGGUAUCUCGGAGCUAUCAGUCUCGCGCCUCGAAGAGUAUUCUGAAAUAAGUCAUGUCCAGUAUUCAAACCCAAGGGGCACUACGCAUGUGCACAUGGAGGUGCCUGGGGCUAUUGCUCGACUACUUCAACCACCACGGCGCAGUGAGUGGUCAGUCUUUCUACUUCAAGGCUCUUCGAUCAGUGAAUGAAGGCUAGAUAUUGAUCAUACAGUAGAUAUCACUACUACGCUACAUGACUGACAUAUCUAUCCAUUGAUCUUUUCGUUUUCAUGAAUAUAAUUGAUACUAAAUCAAAAUUCAGCAUCUAACAACGGCUUAAUCACCG
Molecule: messenger RNA, 2302 nt
Organism: Penicillium brasilianum
Lineage: Eukaryota; Fungi; Ascomycota; Eurotiomycetes; Eurotiales; Aspergillaceae
Source: the annotation of a GenBank genome assembly